This is a messenger RNA of Peromyscus eremicus (cactus mouse), 2257 nucleotides long. Its product is annotated as zinc finger protein 345-like. The record is from RefSeq and is a predicted model, not a curated record. The transcript has a single exon. Lineage: Eukaryota; Metazoa; Chordata; Mammalia; Rodentia; Cricetidae. The annotation marks the transcript as partial.
AGACCUUACAAAUGCACUGAUUGUGAGAAAUCCUUUACCAGUGGCUCAUAUCUUAGAAUACACCAGAAUAUUCACACAGGAGAGAAGCCAUAUACAUGCAGUGAAUGUCACAAAUGCUUUAGCCAGCUGACGUACCUAAGAACCCAUCAGAGAAUUCAUACAGGAGAGAAACCUUAUAAAUGUAGCGUAUGUGAGAAAUUCUUUACAUGUGGAUCAGGUCUUAGAAAGCAUCAGAGAAUUCAUACAGGAGAGAAACCUUACAAAUGUAGUGAAUGUGAGAAAUCCUUUACACAUGGCUCAGAUCAUAGAAUACAUCAGAGAAUUCAUACAGGAGAGAAACCAUACAAAUGCAGUGCUUGUGAGAAAACCUUCACAUGUGGCUCGGGUCUUAGACAACAUAAGAGUACUCAUAGAAGAGAGAAACCUUACAAAUGUAGUGCGUGUGAGAAAUCCUUUAAUUGUGGCUCAGAACUUAGAAUACACCAGAGAAUUCAUACAGGAGAAAAACCUUACAAAUGCAGUGAAUGUGAGAAAUCCUUUACAUGUGGCUCAAAUCUUAGAAGACAUCAAAGAAUUCAUACAGGAGAGAAACCUUAUAAAUGCAGUGUAUGUCAGAAAUCCUUUACAUGUAGCUCAAAUCUUAGAAUGCAUAAAAGAAUUCAUACAGGAGAGAAAUGUUACAAAUGUACUGAAUGUGAGAAAUCCUUUACAUGUGGCUCAUAUCUUAGAAUACAUAAUAGAAUUCAUACAGGACACAAACCUUACCAGUGUAGUACAUGUGAGAAAUCAUUUAUAUUGUCCUCAGAUCUUAGAAAACAUCAGAGAAUUCAUACAGGAGAGAAACCUUACAAAUGUAGCGAAUGUGAGAAAUCUUUUUCAUGUCUCUCAACUCUUAAGAAACAUCAGAGAAGUCAUAUAGGAGAGCAUCCUUUCAAAUGUAGUGAACAUUGCAAAGUCUUCACUCCCUUCUCAGGUCUAAGAAAAUAUCAGAAAAUUUGUACUGGGGAAAAAAGUUUCCAUAGUAAAUAAUGUGGCAUAUACCUUUUCAAAGCUACCACUAGAGAACUCUGCAUUCUUUACACUAGGGUAUCAUUAUGAACAUGAGAAACUUGAGAAAGCCUUUAAGCAAUGUUCAACUCAUAGAAAACAUCAAGAGAUUAUGCUGAGGAAAAAUUCUGAAAAUGUGACAAUGUAGAAAAAUUUUCAUUAAAACAUUUUUUCUUUUCAACCUCAAAUACUACAUACAAGUCCAAAAUGGAGAAGCCUGAAAAAUGUGCUGUAGUGCAGUAGUUCCUUGGAGACUGAAACAUUUUGUGCUGAAGAGAAGCUGAUUAAAUAGGAAGUAGCACCUCUGUAUAACUUCAGGAAUUCCCUGAAACUGAUAGGAUUAGCCAUAUAUAACUCCCAUGAAGAAACUCAGACCAGGCAUGCUGCUUAAAAGAGGCUCUAAUGAAAUGAACCACCAAGAAAAGACACUCUUCAGCCUGUAAAUAUGCCUGCAGGUAUGCUCUGGAAGUCCAGGGUUCAUAAGCUAUAUCCCAUGCUGGGUUGGAGUUUCAUGACUUUUGUAAGCAACUCUUUCCCCACAUUCCUGGUAGUGACCCCAAUAAAAUUUCUUGGCUCAAGAAGAUUGACUUCAGUGGCAUCAUAGUUAUGUCUGUUGUCGGUUCCCAUUUUGGGGUAAGUAGAUGCAUCUCUAUGUUGCAUCUUCCCAGGAAAGUUUUAUUAUACAUAUGCUGAACCCAUUAAUUGUUCCUCCAAACUUGUUUUACACCAGAAAAUUGAAAUUCGAGAGGAAGCUUUUUAAGUGUCAGAUUUGUGCUUCAUUACACCUUAAAAAUUCCACUUUAGGGAACCCGAAGAAAUGCAUUGAAGUUGUGAAACACUCAUACAGUGCUACCGGUGUAGGCUCAUAUGAAAACUGAAAGUUGAGGAAAUAAAAAAUAAACCUAAAGCGCAUAGUUUGCAAACACUUACUGGUGACCACAGAGGUCAGAGGAGUAUUGUUCGAACCCCAGUAGCAAGCUGUUAGGAUCCAUGUGAUGUGGUGCUGACAAACAAAAUCAGGUCCUCUUGAUGAAUAAAGAGUGUUCUUUAUUGAUGAGCCAUCUCUAGCACCACUGAUUUUUUAACACCAAACAAGCCUGAUGACCUGAGUUUGGUCCCCAGAACCCACUUAAACAUGGAAAGAGAAAAUUGACUCCACAAAGUUGUCUUCUGACUUCCAUAUGUUUAUUGUGGCAUGUGUAUUUCUACA